AUGCCAGAUAAAUAUGAUGCAUUAUUCUCUGAUGAGAAUUUACCAUCCUCCACCCACCAGACACAAGAUAUACCAACCUCUGGUCCUUCCCAAAAAGGGCCAGUUGUAAAAUCUGAUCUAAACACAACCUCUGGUCCUUCCCAAAAAGGGCCAGUUGUAAUAUCUUCACCAACAAGGGUACUGAGGUCUUCUAAAUCUCCAUCCAAACAGCCAUCUCCUCCACCUAGGAAGAGAAGAUUUCUGCAGAGAUUAUCAGACUCUGACCCUGAGCCAGAACCAGUUCCUCUAAUCUCAAGGCCCAGGAAGAAGAUCAAGCCCACCUCCACAAUUACUGAUCUUACUGUGGACCCUCCUCAGGAAUCCACAGUCAAUCCUCUUGAGAUGGUCACAGUUUCUGAUCCUCUUAUGGUAGAACCUCUAUCUGCAGUACCCCUAUCUACUACAUCAGAAGCUGACAUUCCAAUGACAGAGCACAUUCCUCAGUCAGAGGAUCUUGUGCCACACUCACCAGCAGAUGAUAUAACUCUCUCAGAACAUACUCCAGAAGCACAUGUCUCUACUCCAGAAGCAAUUGUAACUACUCCAGACAUUGCUCAAGAAAUUCUGACCCCUGUUGAAAAUUUAGUUGCAGCUCCUGAUCAGGAGAUAUUAUCUGCUGCAAAUUCUGAGGAAGCUACAGCUCCUCUGUGUUCACAGACACUCAGUAUUGCAGUUGAUGAUGAUGAUGAUACAGAUACUACAGAGGUCACUUCUGUUCAUCCUAUUGACUCAGCUAUUCUUGCAGCUGAAGUCUCUGCUGAGAACAGAGUAAGUAUUUCAGUCAGGGAAGUUUCUCCAGUCAGAGAUCCUUCACCUGUUCAACCUGCAUCAACGGCUCCUGUCUGUGAAAUUCCUCCUUCCAAACCUACAGAGUACAGAGUUUGUACUCUCAGUUACUCUAAGAGGAUGCACAGAGCUCCAAUUUCCUCUGUAGAUGCCAGACUAUCCUCUAUAGAAUUCACUCAGCAAUCCAUGCAGCAAACUCUGGCUGAGUUGAGCUCUUCUGUUGCUCAACUGGUGAAAUUUCUCAACCCCAAUGAUGUCAAAAAGGGGGAGAAAGUACUAAAAGACAAAUGCAAGGUUGAUCAGCAACAGAGAAAACCUGAUGAUGAGGAAGAGGAUGAAGAUAAGAAGAAGUCUGAAAAUUUAAACUCUGAAAUAAUCUUACACUCUCAGAGUCAAUCUGAAGAAAAGAGGAGUGAUAAGGCUGGAAGCAGUUCUCAUCCAUCUCAGAAAACAAAAUCUCAACCUCUGAUACCAGCUGACAGUAAAACCAGAGCUCUCUCUGAGCAAUUAAUUAAGCUUGGUAAUCCUGAAUCUAAGAUUCUGAGUCACACAGUAAAGUUUCAGGGAGAGGAAACAACCUUCUUCUACAAGGCCCCUACACAACUGGAUUUUGAUGAAGCAGUUGCAAAGAACUUAUUUGAAGAAGAAAAUCCAGGAGUGUCACUUGAAGAUGCUAGAAAAGAAGAAGAAAGGUUGGCUGCUGAGAAGAACAAGACAAGAAAAUCAAAGUCUGAUGAAAAGGAAGCUCAAACUGAUCAUCUAAAAGUAAGCUCUGAUGGCAAGAAACUGGUCACUAAUUCCUCUACAAGGAAAUUAACUUCUUCAAGAAGAAAAGGAAUUGUGAUCAGUGAAGUUAAUUACUCUGAUAUCAAUAGGCCCAGAGUUUAUCAGAAGAAGUCUGAAUCUGAUUCCAGUGAAAAAGGGAAAAAGAUUAUAGAUGGUGCUCCAUCUAAAAGGAAGGCUGAAUCAGAAGUUAACCAAACUCUUGAGAUCAUUCCUGAGUCCACUGAUCUGAGUUUAGCCUCUGACAUUGCUCAAGCUGAAGAUGUGAAGAAAGAAAAGCUGAAGCCAGUUGAAGACAGAGCUACCUGGAUCAAGUCAAUCUCUGACAAGGCUCAAGUUGACACAGCUGAAUCUAAGAAGAAGAGUUUAUUUGGAAGCCUUGGUACAGGUCAGUACAAGGAAAGCUCUUUAUUUACUCAGAUCAGAGCAAAAGGAACAAGAGGGAAAGAAGCAAGAGACACUACAGGUCUGGGUCACAGAAAGGAGAAAAUACAGACAAGUGCAGCAACUAACUUCAGAGAUCCAUUUCCUUUUACUAAAAAGGCUGGAGAAACUGUAACACAGGAAGACCUUGACAGAAUAGAAUCAGCACAAAUUCUGAUAGACACUCAUGAUGGACGAGAAGACAAAGAAAAAAUUGCUAUAUUUUUGGAAUCUGGCAGGGUUUACAGAAUUUCUGAAGCUGAUCUACUGUUAAAAUCUCUGAGGGAACUUGAGCAUAUUCACUAUAUGCUUGAGAUAAAGAAUGAAGCAUCCAGAAGAUGGUCUGACAGAAUGAAGAGAACUAUCCAAGAGAAAAGAAGAUUCUAUGGGAUAAGUUCUGAUGCUGAAUAUGUGCCUAAGAUAACCUUGGAAGAUGGUUCAGAGAUUGAUAUGGAGAAAAAUAGCUCUGUUAUGGAGACUAUUGCUGGAACCAGAAUUCUGGGUUAUAAUAAUGAAGCUGAAAGACCAGGAGCCAUUCAGUUGGGAGAAGCAAUGAAGAGAAAUCAGUUACUUCAUGCAUUUGUCCUUGAUUGUUUUUGA
Molecule: messenger RNA, 2631 nt
Organism: Daucus carota subsp. sativus
Lineage: Eukaryota; Viridiplantae; Streptophyta; Magnoliopsida; Apiales; Apiaceae
Exons: 2
Coding region: 1-2631 (876 amino acids)
Source: RefSeq, a predicted model, not a curated record